Molecule: messenger RNA, 1688 nt
Organism: Clarias gariepinus (North African catfish)
Lineage: Eukaryota; Metazoa; Chordata; Actinopteri; Siluriformes; Clariidae
Gene: rpain
Product: RPA interacting protein
Exons: 7
Coding region: 67-738 (223 amino acids)
Biological process (GO): protein import into nucleus
Cellular component (GO): PML body; nucleus
Source: RefSeq, a predicted model, not a curated record
GUAUCUUGGUGGGUUUGUUUACAGGCAGAAAGAGCAACUAGCGAUAGAGUAACAAACUUUUGUGAUAUGGACGCGUUACAAAGACACAGGUCUAUGUAUAAAGGCACAACUCCACCAUGGAAGGAAACGUACAGAAAGCGUUGUGUGGAAAGGUUAAAGAACAGCCGGUCGAGGUUACUGGAGAAGUAUCGUCAGAUGGGAGAAACCCCGAAGAGCUCCCUGCUUGUCCAGGAAGUGAUGGAGAUGGAGUGGAACGCCUUACAGUCUGCCAACCAAAGACUGCCUUCGUUAUGGAACAAGGAUGGCAUCAGUGAUAUGUACAGAGAUACGCAGGAACAGGAUGAACUAGCUGUACUGGAGGAAAUCCAACAGGAACUCGUAUCUCAAGAGCUUACUAUCAUUGAGGAAUACCACAAAAGCCUGCAGUAUGAAGAAAAAUAUCUCGAUUCGGUUGUGGAUGAAAUGGAGGACGAAGGAAAGCUCAUCUGUCCCGUAUGUCAUGCGAAUAACCUGACUGUGAACAGCCAUUUUACAUCAUGUCCAUGUGGCCUUUAUAUCAACACAUUGGGAAGAAAAAUAACACCAGAUGUACUCAAGCAUCUGCUUGAGUCGAGAGUCACAGAACAUAUGGAGGACUGCCUUCAGAACCCCGUAUUCUCAGAAGCCUCAAAUGUGGAUGGAUCACGCACCCUUCUGAUAAGCUGCAAGGUGUGUGAUUAUCUCGCCAUUGUCCUGUGAGUGACUCCAGUACAGCAGCCAUCGUGUUUUUUUUUUUUUUUUUUUUAGUGUUUGUUUUUAACUUAUGUGAAAAUAAAGAGAUUACUUAUUUAGCAUGUUUUUAAUGUGCUGCCAUUCUAUAACAUAAAAAAAGGGUUAAGCCAACCUUAAACCUCUUCCCAUGCAGUGAACAUUGUUUGAUGUGGUGUAUCCAGAAUGCUGCACUGAUCUACAGGUAGCCUGGAUUAUGACUUAAGGGUUUUGUUUAGUGGAAUUUAACACUGACAUGCUAAAUGGAUAGGGUCUGGUACCCAUCAUCACAUGAAAUAUAUGCUUUAAACAUUAAUGUACUGUGCUAAAGUCUUGAGCUAUGUCAUUAUAGUUUGCUUUCAAAGAGCCAGACUUUUUUGGCUCUCUUUCAGUGUAGUUUCUGUAUCUGACCAGUUUCGGAGGAAGAAUUUUUGUAGAAGCCACACAGUGACCUAUCAAUAAUUUAAGCACAAAGAAACACCUAACUUAAGACAUGAAACAGUGAGAAACGGGUGCAGAUGACGGGUGCAAAUGAUCAGGCCAGUGAUUACUAAAUUGGUGAUGAAUGAGGAGUGGUUGAAAUGGAUGAAAAAUGAGGUUGCUUCUGAAGUUGUUGCAUAAAACAUCAAAUUUUUAAUAAUUAUUUAAAAUAAAGUUAUGAGGGGUGGCUCAAGUACUGAACAUUGUAUUUUUUUUUUUAAUUGGAAACAUUUACUUAGCACUUCAAAUCUAUCACACAUAUUUAGGAAAUUUAUUCUCAGCACAUCAUUUCCAUGUAGAAAUAAUUGUUAGAAUAUAAGGAUUCGUUUCCUUUCCUUUCAAACUUUGCAAAAUUCUCUAGUUUAUCCCUAACACAGAUUAAGCCCUGCUCUGGACUGAGGGUUUUUAACAUCACUAUUGUUUAAAUUAACAGCUCAACAUGUGCAUUCACAACUGUAUAC